Messenger RNA from Solea solea (common sole), 4015 nucleotides. RefSeq names its product interferon gamma receptor 1-like (gene ifngr1l). The coding region runs from base 192 to 1415 and encodes 407 amino acids. Gene Ontology annotation, molecular function: protein binding. Lineage: Eukaryota; Metazoa; Chordata; Actinopteri; Pleuronectiformes; Soleidae. The record is from RefSeq and is a predicted model, not a curated record. The transcript is spliced from 7 exons.
CCUUUCAGGAGCGUCCCGCAGCGUAGCUGAGCGGAGCUCUGCGUGAACCACAGCAAGCUGCUUGCCGUGUUAGAAAGAAAAAAAACUGUCGUUUAACUACCUGAUAUUGUCUCUCCCUCGUGUUUGACCCGUUGACUCAACAUUUGUUAUUAACAAGAAGCAAGCGGCGAGUGUCUGGUUAUAAAGUGAGCAUGGAUUCGCUCAAACCUCCUUCCGUUUUCCACGUUUUCCUCUGGUUACCAGUCGCACUGGCUCUCGUGGAGGAGCCGACCAACGUGACCCUGCAGUGCCACAAUAUGCACAACAUCGUGCGGUGGAGUUACCCGCGCCUCUUGCCAGGGCUUCGAUUCAGAGUGGACAUCCUUUCAUAUUCGGGUCCUGCUGAUGCAGUUUGGGUGGACCCACCAGCUCUACAAGCCAACGUCUCUUCUCUCUCUGAUCCAGACAAUGAAUAUUUCCUUACUGUAACUGCAGUCAUUGGUCAGAAUGAGUCGGUGUCGGCGCCUCCCGACGGAAUCACUUUCAGCUACUUCAUGGAUUCUCCCACAACUCAGAAAUGUUAUCUGGACCUCCCACCAGUGAACAUCACUGCCCGACCGGACGACAUUAUUGCAUUCAGCUUCACACAUCCUUGGCUUUUUUACCACCCGGCGAUGCCCAGCAGCCAAAUCUCAAGACCCAGAAAUAAGAGACGCCAUUAUGCACAGAGGGAGCUGCCUCUGUUUAAUUAUGGUGUUGUCAUCAUCAGCCAGAAGCAGCCACACCAUUUCAGGUGUGCGAAGAGUGUGUGUAAGCAGGAGAUCCCAGUGGAACGUGCACGAGAGGAACACUGUCUGAACAUCACGGGAGAGAUGCAGAAAAUCGCUGUUAAAUCCACACAGUUGUACUGCACCGGGCCAUUUUCAGAAACGUCAGAAAAGCAACAUGAGCAAAAGAAUUAUGUCAUCUACAUCGUGGUCAGCUUGCUGUCCGUGAGUGUGGUCGCCUUCAUCCUUUUCCUGGUGUACAAAAAGAUGACCAGCCCCAGAAGUGCUAAUGCGACAUCUAUAACGAUCCACAGAACCAGGCCGAACACCACGGCAGCAGUUGAGGAAAUCACUGUGGUUCGAGUGGAGCCUUCCUCUCCCACACCUCUACUGUCACACCACUAUCACGACAGCGGUUUCACACUCGCCGACGGUGGUUCAACGGAGCCCGAUGUCCUGCGUCUGCCCAUCGGGGUGUCGACAAAUGGAGGCAUGCGCGAGCACGUAGAGACGGAGAGAGCGGAUGAUGAAGGAGAGGGUUACAGGGCAGGAGGCAACUUAGAUGAAGCGGAGACGGAGAGCUGCAGCGAGGCUCCUUCUGGCUACGAGAAGAGAGAAGUGUUGGUCGAGUUGGGUCCAAAUGACUCGGUGGAGGGCUACCGUGCCUGAGAAGAUGCACUUUCCUGGAGUGAGAAAUUAGAUUUGACGGUGACUCUUAAAGGAUGCAAAAGGGAUAUGUGGUUACACAUUUCAGGUGUUUUGUUUAUUUUGAUUUCACCUUUUCAUCAGUUACACAGUUUCUUAAAAAGUCAAGACAGAAAGAGCUACGUGGAUCCUUAGAGUAUUAGCAGGUCUGUUUUAUUUAACUUUUUUAUUCGACACAUAUUUGUGUGUCAACUCUCAACUUGCUAUUGUCGAUAAGUCUUCAUCAAAGAGACUUUAGAUCAGAUUGGCGUCUUUCUGGAGCGAGAGACGGAGGAAGACCGACAGGAAAUGGCCUUGUGUCAGACUCGGCACCAGGUGAUGCAGGGACCCCAAAAUAAGUGCGUUUAACUGUGAGAAUUAGGACUGAAUGAUUUUUGGGGGAAACUGCAAAGUGACAUUGUGUUUUGUUUUUUUUAAGUCAAGAUUUUAGUCCAUUGCUGUGUUACAAGUUGACAUCUUGACUGAGCAUCACCACAUGAGGUACCAUUAAAAUACUCAUUUUUACUAAUGCAAUGCAAGGGUGAUGAGUUAAAAGGUUGUUGUUUUUUAGGUUGCAGUUUGCCAAUUGCAAAAAAAAAAGUAUCAUUCAGGCCGAAUUGGAAUUGAAAUAUUUGAAAAAUAUUUGUCCAUAAAAUGGCAAUGACAAUACAAUCUGAAAAAAAACCGGUAUACAGUAUGUGUAUAUAUAGCAAAUAUUAAACAAAUGUCAUAAGAAAUAAAAAAAAUUCUAUUUUGUCCAACAUUUGGAUGAAAAAGUAGAGUUUUAAUGCACUUUAGUGGCAUUUAUCAAGUUUCUAAAACAUCUAUAAAUAAUUAUCAUAAUUAUCAGCAGACGCCAAAGGAAAAAUAUUUAUUUAAGAUGACAAGUAUUCUGUUGAUACUUUCUGUCGAAAAAGUAUCAACAGAGAAUCAAGAUGAAAUUAUGUUGAUUUUAAAUUUGGAUUAUAAAACUGACUUUAGAACGCAGACUGGCAUGUGUCUGACGGCCAAACCUCCUCACGUCCUCGACAAACAUCUCUGCAUGUUUUCUAACACUUUUAUUUAUCUAAUGAUUCCAUAGUGACGACAAAGAUCAUAGCUCUUUUGUUUAAUAAUUCCUAAAUCACCGCCCACUUCCUUAGAAGUGGGAUUUGGAACCAGCAAAAUCAAGUCAGCUCUUCCCAGAAAGAGGGAAAAGAAAGAGUUUGAACUAAAAUUGCUCCCACUGGAGCACUUUGACCUAAUUGUGCCGUCACGAGAGAGCGAAAAUCAGAGAACAGUGUCUUUGCUCUCACCACAAAUAUUCACACACACUUUGACUUCAAUUCUGCGGAGUCACCUGUUCCUUGACCCCGUUUCCGAUUAGAUUUAUAACCAUUCAGUCCGUGAACACUGUGCAGUUCAGUGACUGGACUGAGUGUGAAAGAAGGUAAAGAAGAGUGAUUUCUUUGUCCAUGAGGCUCACUGAUGCUUCAACUUUCAGGACUUUACUGCAAUGAAUCCUGCACACAGACUCGAAAGGACGUUGCUGUGUCUCGUUUAAUAAAAAUAACAAAACUUAACGUAUCAAACAAACACAUACUCUUUCACAACACACUUACUCUGCUGCACUCACUCUAGCAUUACUAUAUUCAUAACUUACAGAGAGGUUUAUUCCCAGUGGAAUUACAUUUCUUCUAAUUGCACUUUAAAAUAAUUGCUGAAUCACUAGUAGCACCUUAAAAAUACAGUCCAAUGUUUAUUAGAACGUCCUUAAAGUGCCGUUUCUUGAGAAUCCUGGUGUUAUCACUCAGGAGAACCAAUGCAAAGAAAGGUUAAGCCUGUCUUUGCCAACUGAAGUACUUUGUGUACACUUAAAGUAAUUUAAUACUUCUAGAAUGUUGACAAUAACUGCAUCCAUAUAAUAACAGAUCAUUGAAUCAUUGACACGUGUACUAGAACUUAGAAUGAGCUUAUUAUUAUUAUUAUUAGUUGAGUGUCUUUAUGCUCUGUAUGAUUGUGACUAAAAUGAGGUGAUGUAACAUGAUAUCUGCUCGUUCUACAUACAACAUUACCAUGUCAUUUUAGACAAUGUUUUGUUUUUGCAGUAAACGGACAAAAAAAACCAUCAAUCAAAUCCAUUUGUUUGACGUGUGUGAUGUGUGAGACUUGCGUCGCAUGUGGUAUUUUAUUUUCCUCACCCUCUGCUUCCUGUGUGUGGCCAUUCAUUAAUCCCUCUGUGCAAUGGUGAAUAACAAUAACCUUUUGUCGUGUUGUUGCACAAUCGGCAUAAUGUGUUUAAAAAAAAAAAAAAGAAUUGGUGACGUCCAAUGGUGAAACUGCAGAUUGUAGCACUUGAGGAACUAUUGUGGCCUUUACCAACAAGUAGGGCUGAACGAUUUUUGACAGGAACUGCGAAGAGGAAAUGCUCAUUUCUGCAUCGUCAUUCUCAUUUUCAAAUGAUGACUGUGUGACGUUUGUGCAGAUCUGUGAGAAAUCAAACAUGUUCUCUUCCGUCUGUAGAAUAAGACGUGUAUUGCUCGAGACAAUUAUUUAAUUAUAUGAUUUCGAUAAAAUGACAUUGAAUCGGGGCCACACGGUGGUGU